Messenger RNA from Klebsormidium nitens, 9429 nucleotides. The record is from the annotation of a GenBank genome assembly. Lineage: Eukaryota; Viridiplantae; Streptophyta; Klebsormidiophyceae; Klebsormidiales; Klebsormidiaceae.
AUGGUACAGGCACAGCAAGUGGUGGCAGCCCUCGAGGCAGCAGUAGCGAAUCAGAGCCCUGCCGAGCUCGAAGCAGUCUACGCACAAGUAAAACAGCUGGCUUUCUCCCCAGCCAAUGAAGGGGUUGCUGGUGGCCCCAGCUUUGCCACACAAACUCUGGUCAAAUGUGCAGAGGCAGCCCUUGCGCUUCGCACCACCACUUUGCCAACAGACCCCGCCCUCGCGCAGAAUGGGAGAGGAGCAGCGGUUGAUCUGCUGGCCUUGUGCGGCGAGAGCUUGACCUCUUACUUCACCCUCAACUCAGCAUCCCCAUUAGUGAACGUCAACCAGAACUCUGGUGGGAAAAAUGUGGCCCAGACUAGUUCUCCACAAGAGCACUUUGCUGCGAGGGAUCAGUUUCUGGGCCGGGCGCUUUUUGCACAAGGGCAGUUGGCAGCAGCGAGGUGCAAAGGGCUGAAAGGACUGCAGCUAAGAGAAGCAAUUCUUGCAGCGGCUGAGGUGGUGCUCAGAGGAGUGCGGCUCGCACAAGAGCUGGGGCCAAGGCAUGCCUUCCUGGUGUACAACGGCAGUGUCCACCUCUGGCGCAUCCUCCGCGUCCUCAACCGCGACGGCGCUCGGUCCACCCUCCUCCCCUGCUUCGAGUCCAUCACAAAAUCACUAGAGUGGGCCGCAAACCAAGGCGUGAAGCAAGAAGAAUGGCGAGCGCACAAUCUCCUCGCGCUCGCAUGGUGCCUGGCAGAAAGUGGGCAAAAGGAUCGGGCGGUGGCCCUGGCGCAGGAGUGCGAGAAGCUAGCCAAGUUGGAGGAUCUACUGGCGGCGGCGGCGGGGUUGAGAGUGCAUCUGACAGUGGGGGGCAAGGGCAGCGGGGCCGGAAAGGCGAAGGGGGAGCUCGGGAAAGACGCAGAAGGGCAGGCGAGGGCUCUUCUCCAGGCCGUGCGGUCCACUCUGCCCCCCCCUUCAUCCGCUGCCGACACCAAACCCCCCGACAAGAAACGCCCCCCGUCUUCCCAGUCCGCUUCUUCCGACAAAGCCGAAACGGAGAAACAGAUCCUCGAGGCCUGGCGACUAGCUGACCCAAGUGGCGCCUCUUUGGUCGCUUCUCCGAGCCCAACUCCGGACCAGAUCAAAGCGAUCACAGCGUCGGUGAAAGGUGUGAAUACGGACCUGGUUGCUGACGUGGCGUGGACGUCCGCAUUGGCUGGUGUUGAGGGCAUUGCAGAGCGAGCCGCGGGGCGGGCUGCGCAGGGGAAGACGCUGGGGGGACGGGCGAGGGCGGAGCUGGCGUUGUGCAAGAUUGCCCUCGACCGCGAGAACGUGCACCUCCUCUCCGACGCCGAUCUCGACCCGGCCGCAGCCGCGCGCCGCGCUGACGUCAUCCGCCGCGCGGAGGGAUCCCUCUCGUCGUUCCUUCGUGCGGGCGACUGCGCGGGCGUCGAGGACACGUGUCAGCUGAUCUGGCAGGCAGCCCUCCCGCUGCUCGACCCCUCGAGGCGCCACGUGGCAGCGCGGGCGCUCAGGGCGGCCGCGAGCGCGCUGGAGACCGUCGGAUCGGGGAUGCACAGAUUGAGGGCCCAAAUUCAUCUGGAGUUGGCGGAGUUGCAUCAGGCGGAAGAACUGCUGUCAAAGGCGGAGGACGAAGCAAGGAAGGGCUUUGAGCUGGACUACGAAGCGCCCCCAGGAGAGGUCGAAGCCGCCGGCUGUGACCGUCCCCUGGACCGCCACCUGGAGCCCCUCCUGAAACGUAUGAAGCUCAAGCGCGACAUCUACAGCGAUCCCGACCGUCCGAUGGACAAGGCCCUCAUGAUCAUCGAACGAGCGAGAGAGGCCAAGAAGGCGGACGUCCGUGCGGACCUGCUGGCUAAGGCCGCGGCGGAACUGACGUUAGCGGAAGCGGAAGAGCAAACGGAAAGGGAGCGGAUUGAGGAGGAGGGCCGGAAGGGCCGCGCUGAGGCGGCCGCGGCCGCGGCCGCGGUUCCGAUUGCGGAACCCGGGGGUAAGGGUUCAAAAGGUGUGAAGGGAAAGGCGGGGAAGGAGACGCCUUCGAAGGGGAGAGAAACGCCGUCGAACGAGGCGGGUGUUGAGACCAGUCAGAAGGGAGUCACGUUCGGCGAGGAGAGGUUUCGACAGGGGGCGAAGGAUAGGGCGCGGCUCUGGGCGGCGGCCGUGAGGAUCGCCGUCGAGGCGAAGCUGUGGGAGGUCGCGCACGUUUACACCCAGCGCGUUUUAGGGAUAGACUGGACUGUGAAUAGGGACCGCGACAUGGUGCUAUUGCAUGCGGAGGUCGCCUUUUUAGACGCGGAGGCAUGCGCGGGUGUGCUAAAGGAGCGAGGCAUCGAAGUCAUUCCGCCGGAAAAAGGUGACCCCGACCGGAAGUCCGCCGGAGAGAGGGGCACGCCCGACGUCGCUGCUGACGUGGGCGGAUCCGAGAAGGCUGAGACAAACGCAGCAGAGAGCAGUUCCAGCGACCAGACAGGAGCAGAAUCCGUCGGCAAAACGGAUUCCCGUCCUCGCGAAAGUGCCACGUCAAACGAGGGGAGCUUCGACGCUCGGCCGUAUCAGGAACGCGCGUUUGGGGGCUAUCACGAGGGCGCGCAAAAGGGGUUAGCGCUUAACGAGGCCUGGUUGGUGACUAACGCCGCGGCGAGCCUGUGGAAUUUGUACCUGCCCUUGCUGAAAGCCAAGCGGUACGCACCGCUGGUCCCAGUCUUCCAGCCGAUGCUCGACGCAGUGCUGACAUUGCCGGCAACGAUUGCGACCAGGGACGCGGUAACGGUCUGUGGGGUCGCGAACGCGCUCGCGAGCGGGCACGUGCACGCUUGCCUGCAGAGGCUCUUCCGUGAGAGCCGCUCCGCUCCGGAAGUUCCGCCGCUCGAGGCAACGGAACCGCCAGCGCCGGACAAAACGAAGGUCGCCCGCGGCAAGAGUCCAAACCCAAAAAACAAGGAAGCCGUUACGAAGUCGACGGACAAAGCUCUGCCGACGGGGGAUUGCAAAGCGGCAAACGAGGCUCCUUCAGUGAAACCACUACCGUCCGAUCAGGCCCCAAAGAACCAAUCGGACGCCCCAGACCUUGCGCCGACGGACGCUCCGCUGGAGGAGAGAAGUUACACCGAGCUCCUCAGCUGGGGGCUGGAGGGCGGUCGCAAGCGGUGUGAAAACGCGCCGGAGCUUUCCGCGGCCUCAGAAGUCUGCUCGAAGGUCAUCGAGAAGAUGCAAGGCGUCGACGAAACUGUCCUUAAGGUGUUGGUAGCCACGCAGGCAAAAGUGCAGGGUUUGAGGGGUUUGGCGGGCGCGGCCGGGGGCGACCACGCGCUCGGCGCGUCAGGCAAGGCGGUCGCCCUGAUCGAGCUCGCGAGCAAUACGGCGGAGAGCGCCGGCGUGCGCGCGAAGGCGGUGGCCGAUGCCGUGGAGGCGCUGCAGAAGGGAGACGGAACAGAGUUGAAAGCCGGGGGCGUCAAGCUGGAGCUGUGGACCAAGGUGGCCCGGGGAGCGCUUGCUCUGGGCGACCUUCAGCGGGCCAUCACCUGCUGCAGGGUCGCCCGGGGAAUGGCGGAACAGCUCGGGGGAAAGCAGGCGCCGGCAGCGGACAAGGAGAACGUGCCGCACGCGGCCGCGCCGCGCCUUAAACCCUUAAGCCUCGCUCCGUACCACUGCUACUGGCUGUCCCUGGCGGAGAUGGUGGAGGGCCAGGCGACCACUCAGCUCAUCAACCCUGCUCGACAGUCGCCCGCAGCGCAGGAUGCGCUGAGAGUAAAGGCUCUGGAGAGGUUCUUGGAAGGGGUGCGGUGGGGAGGCAAAGCGGGCAGAACCGACUUGAUGUGCCGAGCCGCCGUUCUCUGGUGGAACUCCGCCCUCCCGCUGACGAAAGACGCGCCGGGGCGCAGCCUGCUGUCCGCCACGUGUCAGCCGCUCCUCGAGGCGCUGCUCGCGGCGCGCGUGCGCGCGCUCCCGCCCGAGCUCCACGCGUCGCUCUUUCUGGUUCUGCUGGAGUGCCUAGCGGAACAGGAACGGUGGGAGGACGGAAUGAAGUGGACGGAUCUGGCGGUACCGAACACGGCCUCCGGACAGCACAAGCACCUGUGGGCCGUCAAGACAAAGUUCAUGGUGAAGAUGGGCCGUCCGAUGUCCGAGGAGCUGGACCGCAUGGGCGACAAGGACGGCGAGGUGCGCGCGCGCAUGUGGGCCACCCUGGCAGCGCAGAGCGACGACCCCUUCGAGCGGCUCACCGCGCACCAGCGCGCGAUCGACGCGCUCGAAGACACGCCCUGGAUGCAGGUCCCAUACAUGAUUCAGUACGCGGAGUAUCUGGCAAGCCAGGGCUACCCGGGUACCGAUUCUGAAGACGUGCUUCUGUGCGCGGCCGACAUUCUGCACGACUUGGAGGAGGAAGAAGAGGAGGAAGACAAUGAGGCAGAAGCGGGUCACCAGUCACGCGGCGGCGGCGGGUCGAUUGCGAGCGGGUCCAAGCACGGCCGCGAAAGAAGAUCCACGAUGGCUUCGUCCCGUCAGGGCGGUGGUUCCGUCGCCGGCCGUUCCACCACCGGCCGUUCCGCUCUUGGCGGCGGAUCGCUCCGCGGCAGCCAGCACGGGUCCCUUCGCCCGUCUCAAGCCCCCACCAGAAAAUCCAUGGCGUCUCGAAGAGACGGCGGCAGCCAGGCCGGCGGUUCAAGGAAGGGCACUGUGGUCGGCAAGUCCACCGUCAAAUCUGGCGUCACCUCCGUUUCCGCCGCCGGUCCGUCUCUCUUUCCGCCGGAACCGAAGCGCCUGCUGGAGCUCCUGCGCAUUUACACCGCCCUGGCCAAGACCAGCGCGAGCCUGGCGGAGCGCAGGGAGAAUGCGCUCCUCGCGCAGCACUUUGGGGUGCGCCUGAUGCGCCACGUGUUGGGCGAGGUGAACGGACACGUGGCAGAAAAGCGCGCGGCUCUCGCGGAGGUGGCAAACUUCGCGGUAGACCAGGAGAGCAGGUUGGCGCGAUCGCUGUCCAAGGCUGCCGGUAGCGCAGUCACGACUCGUCCGUCCCGCCUGGGGGGGUCGCUAUCCUCCGUUCCCAGCACCCCCCCGGACGCAGACCAGCAGCCCCCGGUUGCCAUCCCCUCAACUCCUCAGGAGUGGCCACGUGUCGACCUGGCAGAGCAGGUCAGAGCCGGGGUCAAGCUGGGCAACGAACUCGCGGCCGCGCUCGCGAAAGCGGUCAAGGGUUUGGGGCUCAGCGCGGCCGCGAAGGCUGGCGGCAGCAAGAACAAGAUCAACGGAUCAGAUUUGUACCGGCAGCUCGCGAAGAAGAUCAAGGGCCUGGAAGCGCUCCUGCAAGAGGACGGGCCAAAAGCAACCCCGGACCCCUUCCGAGAAGCUAUAGACGAUCCGUCCGGUCUUUUGGCUACCCUGGGAAGCCUAGAAAGUUGUCUCCGCCAGGCGGGGAUGGAUCUGCACGCGCUGCCGCUGCGGCAGCUGGCUUACGUCACUGCUGACGUGGUCAUGGGCCGCGCUGACGUGGCGCUUGCGCAGAAGCUCGCCAUGGUGGAACUUCUAGAGAGUUUUGCGCUUAGGGCAGAAGCGGCGGAGUGGGAGAAGUUUCUAGGUGUCCUGGCGAUCAGCCCCGAGGAGAGGAAGAAAGCGAGAGAGGAGGUCGAGCAGCGACUCGAGGCGAAGCGGUUGGCAGCGAAAAAGGUUCCGGCGGAGUCGAGGUCAGCGGAAAACGGAGAUGAGCAAAAUGAGAAGAAGAAGACAGGAAACGAUAGCGAGAAACGAGUGCUAAACGGACGCAAAAGUCCAGAUGCUUUAGAAAAGUCUGUUUCAAAAGCGAUAAAAUUGAGAAGCAAAGAGCAUCCAUUCCAAGCGCGCCACGCAUGGCUCGCCACGGCCGCCUUCCUGAUGACACGUGGCAGGUUCUCGGGAGCGCGCGCGUUUCUGACCGAGGCGAGCGCGCACGCGUGCGCCUUCGACGACGAGGGCUGCGCGGCCGCCUGCGCGCUCCACCUCGCGCGCUUGACACUGCUGGAGAACCGGCACGUCGAGGCACUGAGCCUGGUCCAAGAGGCGGUGUCAAGCGAGGGCGAAGUUUUUCAGUGGGUCGAACGCGCGGUCGCGGCCGCGCAGAUCUUGCUGGAGGAGCUCCCGAGGGGUUCCGGGUUUAGCAAGGCACGUGUCUUGCUGAAAGCCGGAGUUGAGAGAUUCGCGGCCCUCGCGAAACAUACCGGGAGCAAGAGCGUGGGUUCUGGUAGAGCGGAUUCCGGCGGAAGGACCGGAAUGGGCCUGGACGCCGGAAUCGCGGAGGCAACGCUGUUGCAAGAGCUUGCGGGGGUGGUGGCGUCAGAGUCGCGUCACUCGGUGCGCGUCGGGGACAAGAACCGGGCGGUGAAGACCGCUAGAGAAGCCGUUGAGAUUCUGCAGAAGUGCUGCGAUCGCUGGCGCGAACUGGGUGGCGGCGCGCCCUCUCUCUCCGCGACACUGGCCCACGUGGCAGCCCUCGAUUGGCUGCAGCGCCAAGAAGGCUCGACCCUUGCACGUGGCACGUCGGAAGGAAGCCCGCGCGCGGCCGCCGACGCGCAGAGGCGCGCGCUCCUUGAGGCGCUUAACGAGGGCCGCGCGCUGCUGCAAACCUCCAAACCCGCCGGGACGUCAGCGGUGACGUCAGCGCCGCUCGCGCGGCAGGUCGCGCAGAUCCUGGAAGCUUUGGCGCGCGCGGAGCUGGCCAUGGCCGCGGGCGCGAGCGAGGCGGCGGAGGAGUCCGGCGGAAGGGUGGAGAUUCCGCUGGUGGAGGGCCGGAACUCCGCUCCGGUGAGGAGGUGGGUCGACGAGGCGGAAGAGUUGGGGCCCGCGGCGGUGCAGCGGCGGAGGGAGGCGAACAGGGAGCAGGCGCACGAAGAGAGGGCCGUGAUAUACGCGAGUGACGCGCUCGCCCUCCUGGGCGACGGCCCCGAUCUCUGCCACGUGGCAGCCGCCCUUCACUGCACGCUCGGCAUGUGCCUACUCGAGCACAGCGCUCGGGAGAUGCGGAACGAAGAAACGCUCCGGAAAGUGCGGCAGAGGAACCAGGAGGAAAACGGACGGGAGGAACCCCUAAAGACACCGGCUGAUGGGCUGGCGGAGACGGGGCCGGCUUGGCCGCUAGAGGUCCAGGAGUCCAGCGGAACGGUGGACCAGAAGAAUAAGAACGGAAACCCAAUAGCUGGAGAAAAGCAAAGCGAUAGUUUUGAAAGCGGUCAGGAUGGGCCGCUGCUUGAACCAGCGAAGAAAACCGAUACUGAAUACUUGGAGAAGAUCAAACCUGCAGAAGCCAGAGACGAAGGACCGUCUGAUAGUGUUAAGCGGCUCCAGCAGCAGGGUGUGAAUGCGCUCGAGAAGGCUGUGUCAAUCGGCCUGAGAGAGGGGCGCUAUGACGUUGUGUCGGAGGCGGCCGUGCGCUUGGCCGACUUCCACGCGCGCGCGGGUCCAGCGGGUUCACAGGCAAAGUGCGCAGAAUGCGUGGCGCUCGCGCAGGGCUGCAAGGCGCGCGCGUUUCUGAAAGACGCGCUCGAAACCGCGUGCGCGAGGGACGACGCGCAGAUCGUCGCGCUUCGAAAACUCGCCAGUGUGAAGAGCCGGGAAGGACGUUUCAGCGGUUGGCCGGAACCCCCUUUCGCGGACUUCCGGGUGCUUCAAAACCCAGCGGAUGACCUGGACGUGACGUCAGCGGAAGCCGCGGUCCGCGCGGCGUCGCCCUGCGCGUGGGGGGUUUUGGAGGGGGUGAAGAAUCAGUCCUUUGGGGAGGCGAUUGCGAGGCUGCCGAGCGACGCGGCGGGACUGAUUCUGCAUUUGGAUGAGAAGCGGGGGGCGCUCUAUGCCGUUUCUAUCGGGCCGGUACCCUCGGAGUUUCCUACCGGGCAGGUGGGGGAAAAGGGGAAAGCGGACGAAGCUGCCGGGGUGAAGGACAAGGGAGGACCGGGUUCUAAACGCAGGACGAGCAAAGGGAAGGGCGGAGUCCCCCAGAAAGAGACACCGCAAAGUGAGAAGAGCGGCGAAGAGGGAGCGGAGCCCAAGACGAAGGAGCGCAGAAUCGAAGUGAUCAGGUUAGAUCUGGAAGACGGCGGGCGCCCGCUCUUCGACCUCGUAAAGGGUUUCGAGGUUUGGCGCAACCAGGCGAAGCGCGCCGUGGCGCGCGCGCACGUGGCGCCCGUUGAAAACCGUGCCGAUGGUGACGUCAGCGCAGUGAGCGUUGGGAAGCUCGCUCCAGGGACCGCGAACGUCGGCAAGCCAAAGGGGAAGGAGACACCGCCCCCGGGAGAAGCCUCCGGGCUGUCGAAGGUCGCGAAAGGGGCGGAGAAAGCCGGCGCGCCCGAGAAAGGCCCGCGCGCGGACUCGCGCGCUGGGCGGGCUUCAAAGCCGCCCAGCCGGCCCGCGUCGCGGCUGCAACGGACGCCGUUGGAUGCGGACCUCGAGGAGCGGUGGACGGCUCUGAUCGACCGGAUGCGCGAAUUCUUCCAGCCGUUGAAAGCGGCAUUUGACGCGGCCACCGGCCGCGCGACUGAGAGUUCGCCUCAAGGGGACAGAAGCGAGUCACGCCAGUCAGACAAACCUAGCCCUCCGGAAGGGCCGAUUCAGAACGCGGCUUCCGCAGCCCCACUCGCGCCUCGACAGCUGGUACUGUUUCUUGACGGGGCGAUAGCGGCGCUACCCUUCGAAUGCUUACCAGAGUUCCAACCGCCUCAAGUCCUCUCCGUUUCGAGGGACUUCUCGCUGGCGGUCUUCGCGCACCGGGUCGCGCGCGCGGCCGCGUCCAAACCCUCCCACACCCUGCCCCUAGACCUCCGGCGCAUGUGCUACGUGGUCGAUCCUCAGAACGAGGACAAGCCGCGCGCCGCGCGCCUGCCGACACGUGUCACGCCCCCUUUGGCCGAGGCCUUCUCUGAGAUCAGCCAAGCAUUGGCCGGGAACUUCAAUGCGAAGGAGUGGCGUGGCCUCACGGGAGCGGAGCACGUGCCGAGCGACGGCGAGAUCCAACGGCUCGUGGCAACUAGCAGCGGCAUGAUUUUCGUGGGCGUGGGGAGGUUCCUCGCUUACGUCAGCGCGGCCGCGCUCGCGGCGCUCGAUCUGGGCACGUGCCAGCUGGCCGUCCUGGCUGCAAUGAGCGUCAGCGAUGAGAGCCUGCGGCGGCAGGCUUUCUUGGACAACCGCAAGAGCCACGAAGCGCGCGAGCUCGAGCGGCCGGCCAGCACCGCGGCCCUGCUGACGUUGUGCGGCGUCAGCAGCAUCGCCGUCAACCAGGCGGUGAGCACGAUAGACGCCAACCAGACCCUCGUAAGUGGUCUCCUGCAAAGCCUGACGAGUCAGCCAGGGGUGAAUGUGGGGCAAGCCCUAAGAGAGGCGUCUUCGAAAGUUGAUGCGACUGAGCUGCGGUCGCUAUCCGCAAACAUGGUGCUCUAUGGACUGCCAAUGUUGACUCCGGGAUAA